AGAGGCAGCAAUGCUUCUGAAUACCAGUUUCAGGAGAGGAGAGGGCUCUUCUGCUCGGAUCCUGCCCUCUGGAUCCCUCUGGUUGGCCACUGUGAGAACAGGAUGCUGCCCUAGAAGGGACACUGACUUGAUCAAGCAGUUCUUCUUAAUGUUUAUAAUAAUAUAAAAAUGGUAUGCAAAUACAGUCAAACCUUGGCUCCUGAACACCUCCGUUUUGGAUUCCUUAUGCCAUGAGCAUCACAAUUAUAACAAAUAAAGGCUUGACAUAUCUCGCUUUGCAUGUCAUGAUUCUAUCUCAUAUCUUAGUUUCACCUUUUAAGUUGAAUUACUGAAAUAAGUGAACUUUUCCAUGAUAUUCUAAUCUUUCGAGGUUCACCUGUAAUGAUACAUUGGGCAAAAGAUAUAGGUUAUAAUAUACCGGUUGAAUCAUGGGAAAAACUGUGCAAAGAGAUUUUAAAAUUCACAGCAUGUAGUUCAUUAAAAGAAAAUUAUAUGCAAAUGAUGUACCGAUGGUAUUUCACUCCAGUAAAGCUUGCUAAAAUGUAUAAAGAUACCUCUAAUUUAUACUGGAAAUGUAAGGAUAAGGAAGGUAAUUUUUCCCCUAUGUGGUGGACGUGUAAAAAAGUAAAGGGUUUCUGGGAAAUGAUAUACAAUGAACUUUUAAAAAUUCUUAAAAUUACGUAUAUUAAAAAAACCACAGGCUUUUUUACUAGGUGUAAUAGGAGAAAAAAUGCCAAGGAAGCAAAAGAGACUGUUUAUUUAUGCGACUACAGGGGCCAGAUGCUACUAGCCCAGAUGUGGAAAGAAGAAAAGGUCCCAACGAAAGAAGAAUGGAUAACUAAGAUGAUUGACUAUGUCGAAACGGCUAAACUUACCGAGCAGACGAGAAAAAAAUCAAUCAAGAAUGGGAAAACUUUAUAAACUAUUUUAGAGAACACUGUAAAAAGUCAAAACAUUCGCAGGAGAUGUUGAAGGGAUGCUGGCAGAAGGGGAACAAUCAGAAGUGUCACCGAAAGGAUCCAAAAAGGAGGAGGAGCAAAGGACGCUGGGAGGUCAAGAUGGAGGCAGAAGGCGAGAGGGGAGACGAAAGCAGAAGCCAGAGGGUGACUCUUGUAUGUCUCAGGGUGGUGAAAACCAAAUUCCCAGAGAGGAGAAAAAGCAUGAAUGCACAGUGUGUGGAAAGAGAUUGGGUAGUCGGUCAGCUCUAACCUCACAUCAACAAAGAGUACACACAGGAGAGAAACCGUAUAAAUGUUUGGAGUGUGGAAAGAGCUUCAGUCAGAGUAGUUCCCUUAUCUCCCAUCAACGAAUUCAUACAGGAGAGAAACCAUAUACAUGUUCCGAGUGUGGAAAGAGCUUCACUCAAAGUAGCGGCCUUACCUUCCAUCUAAGAUCUCAUACAGGGGAGAAACCGUAUACAUGCUCAGAGUGUGGAAAGAGCUUCACUCAAAGUAGUGACCUUACCUUGCAUCAACACAUUCAUACAGGGGAGAAACCAUAUACAUGUUCUGAGUGUGGCAAGAGCUUUAGUCACAGCAGUGCUCUUACUGGACAUCAACAAACUCAUCGAGGCACCAAACCUUAUAAAUGUUUGGAAUGUGGCAACAGCUUCAGUCGCAUCUACUCCCUUUCCUUGCAUCAAAGAAUUCAUAUACAGGAGAAACGAUAUACGUGUUUGGAGUGUGGAAAGAGCUUCAGUCAGAAUGGCACCCUUACCUUGCAUCAAAGAGUGCACACAGGAGAGAAACCGUAUAAAUGUUUGGAGUGUGGGAAGAGUUUCAGUCGUGGUAGCUCCCUUACAUUGCAUCAAAGAACUCAUACAGGAGAGAAACCGUAUACAUGUUCGGAGUGUGGAAAAAGCUUCAUUUGCAGUAGGUCCCUUAUGUUGCAUCAAAGAACUCAUACAGGGGACAGACCAUAUAAAUGUUCCGAGUGUGGAAAGAGCUUCAGGAACAGGAGUCACCUUACUAGACACCAAAGAAGUCAUACAGGAGAGAAACCAUAUACAUGUUCAGAGUGUGGAAAGAGCUUCAGUCAGAGUAGCGGCCUUAAUAGGCACCAAAGAAAUCAUACAGGAAGGAAAUCUUAGAAAUGUUUGGCGUAUGGAAAGAACUUCAGUGACAGGGGCUCCCUUCCUAAACAGUAAAGAACACGUACAAGGGAAUUUGCUGCCAAGGAGUGUGGUGGAGUCUCCUUCUUUGGAGGUCUUUAAGCAGAGGCUUGACAACCAUAUGUCAGGAGCGCUCUGAUGGUGUUUCCUGCUUGGCAGGGGGUUUGACUCAAUGGCCCUUGUGGUCUCUUCCAACUCUAUGAUUCUAUGAUUCUAUAUCUUAGAAAGGGCUGGAGUGUGGGAAGAUCUUUAUUCAUAUCAAAUAACUCCUACAGAAAGUAAAACAAUGAUUGUGUUCUGGUCCCCCCAUGUUUGUCAUUCACUAAAAUGCUUGCACUUCCCGUGACAAGGCAGAAGCCAUUCUUGGGAAUUCCUGGGCAGAGAGCUGCUGUACCCUAGACUGCAAAAAGAAAUCAACCUUAUCCAGCCUUAUCCAGCACGCAAUGCUAAAAAAAUCAGAUUCUGUUUUAAAUGCAGUUUUUUAGAUCUAUUUUUACAGAAGAGCAUCCAGAAUUGUUAAA
This is a messenger RNA of Podarcis raffonei (Aeolian wall lizard), 2631 nucleotides long. RefSeq names its product zinc finger protein 239-like. Gene Ontology annotation, molecular function: DNA-binding transcription activator activity, RNA polymerase II-specific; RNA polymerase II cis-regulatory region sequence-specific DNA binding. Lineage: Eukaryota; Metazoa; Chordata; Lepidosauria; Squamata; Lacertidae. The transcript has 2 exons. Gene Ontology annotation, biological process: regulation of transcription by RNA polymerase II. Gene Ontology annotation, cellular component: nucleus. Bases 977 to 2089 code for a protein of 370 amino acids. The record is from RefSeq and is a predicted model, not a curated record.